AUGGAGGGCAAGGAGGAUAACCAGCGUAUGCGAUCCAUCGCCUUCGUGGCGGUUGCCGUCUCAACGGCUGCCGUAAUUGCGUCGGCAAUCACCACGCCUAUGCUCUACAGCUACGUGCAAACCCUCCAAAGUCAGGUCAACUCUGAGACUGAGUUCUGCCGUAUGCGUUCUCGUGACAUGCUCGUCAGCAUGUACCAGAUGGCUCCUAAGGGACGUGCAAAGAGAGGAUGGCUCUUCGGACAAUGGGUACCUGAUGGUGGUGCCGGAGGUGGUGCUGAAUACGGAGCUCCAGCAACCGAGCCUGGAUACGCUCCAGCUCCACCACCAAGCAAUGGCUACGGGCCCGUCGUCAACGCCGAACCUGAACCACAGUGCUGCACCUGCCAACAAGGACCAGCUGGACCUCCAGGACCUCCCGGAGAUGACGGCAAAGACGGUAACGACGGAGACCAGGGAACUGAUGGAAAAGGAGGAAAGGACGGUGGAAUCGAGCCCUCUGAUGGCCUCCAGAGUGAACCCUGCAUCAUCUGCCCACCUGGACCUCCAGGACCACCAGGAAACGCCGGAGCAAAGGGACCACAAGGACCUCGCGGAACUCCUGGACUUUCCGGAGUUGACGGACGCCGUGGAGAGCCAGGUAUGGUUGGACCAGCUGGACCAAUGGGAGAGCCCGGAGUACAGGGACCAAAGGGAAAGAAGGGAGACGAUGGACAUGUCAUCAACGUCAAUGGACCACCAGGACCACCCGGUGCGCCUGGAGCUCAGGGUCGCAAGGGAGAGCGUGGUCCCAAGGGACGCGUUGGAUCCGUCAUUCCUGGACCUCAGGGACCUCCUGGAGACCAAGGAAAGAAGGGACGUUCAGGCCGCAAAGGAGAGCCUGGAGUUCAAGGACCACUUGGAUCAAAGGGAGCCGAUGGCGAUUGCUUCCACUGCCCCACUCCUCGUACUCCUCCUGGCUAUUGA
Molecule: messenger RNA, 963 nt
Organism: Necator americanus (New World hookworm)
Lineage: Eukaryota; Metazoa; Nematoda; Chromadorea; Rhabditida; Ancylostomatidae
Exons: 4
Coding region: 1-963 (320 amino acids)
Molecular function (GO): structural constituent of cuticle
Source: RefSeq, a predicted model, not a curated record